AUGGAGGAGCUACACAACAGACUUGCUGCAAUGCUUGAUGAAAACACCUCUCUCAAGCGCAAAAUCAUCGAUAUGCAACACACAAUCGACUCAAAACAACACGAGUUGUUAAUCGCAAGAGAAUCACACGACACAUCGACACAUCUUAAGAGAAUAGCUGAACUCGAGCAAGAAAACGCUCGGCUGAUGAAUAUGCACUGCUGCAAGCAUAUUCAAUCUAAUCAGAACGUAGAAAAUAUAAAUCCAAUAGCUCAAGAAAGCAGGAGCACCAUAAAAGUCAAUUCAGAUACAGACAGCAGGAUCCAGUCUAUUAAAAACAAGCACGAAGGUUCAGAAGAGCUCCGCAGAUACUUAAAGACAAUUCGAGAAUAUGUAACCGGACUCACUGGCUACAAGAUGGAGUUUAGAGAUGGUGAAAUUGUAUUUCAUUCGCUAUAUGCAUUCGAUACAGAAGACGUAUUCAUCUUCAGGUACAAGUCAGGAAGUAUGGAACUUGUUAACAACGAAUUCGCAAGUACAUGGACUGCAGAAAUACAAAAUUAUCUGAUUGCAGGAAAGUCCAUUCCUGCAUUUCUUGCUGCUGUAACCCUUGAUUUAUUCAACAAAAAGACAUUUGGAUAG
Molecule: messenger RNA, 621 nt
Organism: Ordospora colligata OC4
Lineage: Eukaryota; Fungi; Microsporidia; Ordosporidae
Exons: 1
Coding region: 1-621 (206 amino acids)
Biological process (GO): attachment of mitotic spindle microtubules to kinetochore; mitotic spindle assembly checkpoint signaling
Cellular component (GO): kinetochore; mitotic spindle; nuclear envelope
Source: RefSeq, a predicted model, not a curated record